AUGGCUGAGCAAGGGGACAGCCCGUGUGGGGCCCCCGAGGGGACACGGCCAGGAGUGACCCUGAGCGACAGCCUCGUCACCACCCGCACCUGCCCCACGGGGCCGCUGCCCACCUCCACCCUCCGCUUGGACCGGGAGAACAUCUCCUGCAUCGGGAAACUCCGGAGGAUGGCAGAGAUCCACAGCCUCUACCUGCAGCAGAACCAAAUUGAGAAGAUCGAGAACUUGGAGUCUUUUCCCAGCCUGAGGUUCCUCUGCCUGGCUGGGAACCGCAUCCAGAGGGUGGAAAACCUGCAGGCCCUGCCCCACCUGAGCGCCCUGGACCUGUCCCACAACCAGAUCCGGGCUCUGGACGCAGAGGAGCUGCCCCGCAGCCUCCGGAUCCUCGACCUGACCGGGAACGAGUGCAGCCGGCAGGACGGAUACAGGGAUCUGGUGGUGGCAGCCCUGCCCCACCUCCUGCAGCUGGAUUCCCAGCCAAUCCAUGGAGACACGGCUCGGGAAGAGGCAGGAGGAGGCUCCUGCAGCAGCAGCAGCGAGGAGGAGGAGGAGGAAGAGGAGGAUGAGGAGCUGUUCCCUGAGCUGAGGAUUCCCUUCACCGUGGACAAAGGUGCCCGGACGGGGACAGGACGCGCGGCACUCUUGGUCUGGCAGUGCCACAUCUCCUGGGAUUCCCGUCCUGGCAGAUUUCCUGCUGGAUGGCACCGGGAGCUGGCCGGGCGGGCGCGGUGGAGGCGGAGGAAGAGCCUGGAGGAGCACCGGGCCCGGCUGGAGGAGCUGCGGGAGCCGUGGCCACCCCUCCAGGGUAAACUGGUGGCUGGGACCCAUGGAGGGAGCCAGGAAGGGUCAGGGUGGGACUCCGGGAAUGUUUUGGGACUCUGGGAAUGUUUUGUGAUUCCCUACCCGUGA
Messenger RNA from Pseudopodoces humilis (Tibetan ground-tit), 909 nucleotides. The record is from RefSeq and is a predicted model, not a curated record. NCBI's taxonomy places the organism in Eukaryota, Metazoa, Chordata, Aves, Passeriformes, Paridae.